Molecule: messenger RNA, 603 nt
Organism: Mercurialis annua (annual mercury)
Lineage: Eukaryota; Viridiplantae; Streptophyta; Magnoliopsida; Malpighiales; Euphorbiaceae
Exons: 2
Coding region: 87-443 (118 amino acids)
Source: RefSeq, a predicted model, not a curated record
CAUCAAUUACCAAACCAACUCUGUUUCUGCUUUAUCUUUCUUCUCUGCUGCUUUCAAAAUAAAAAAAAGCUUCGACAGAGACAACAAUGGCGUUUUCAUCGAAGGAAACGAUAAUACAAGCCAAAGAAGAUUUGAAAAUACUUGAAACCCUUCACCCGGAUCGUUUUGAAUAUCUAAAGCUCGAGCUAAAGUCAUUUAUCUCAUUUCUUGAAUCUCAAUGUUCAUCUGACAACUCCAUCGCCUCCUUUGAUCAGCUUGUUUCAACACAAGCAUCAACUUAUUGUGAGAAGAAUGAUAUUGUAAAGGAUCACCAAGAAAUGGAGGAAGAAAGAGAUGAGUUUGAAGAAGUGAAGAAGAAGAAGAAAGAUAGAGUUGAGUUGGUUUUAGAGAAAGCAGAGUGUUGUCUCCGCAAAAUUCAAGAAUUUAAAGCUACCCUUUGUUGAUAUUGUCAAGUGUUGGAUUAAGAGGUGAGGAGUAGGGAAAUUCAAUCAAAUGUUAAAAGAGAAGAAAAAUAGAUGAUGUAUAUUAAUUUUUUAAUAUUUAAUUUGAUAAUUAAUGUCAAUUUAACAUAUUAUUAUCCCGCACAACGCACUUUUUAUUUUU